Molecule: messenger RNA, 696 nt
Organism: Ipomoea triloba (trilobed morning glory)
Lineage: Eukaryota; Viridiplantae; Streptophyta; Magnoliopsida; Solanales; Convolvulaceae
Product: thioredoxin H-type
Exons: 3
Coding region: 47-436 (129 amino acids)
Source: RefSeq, a predicted model, not a curated record
UUUGAUCGGUGUGAAGAAAUCGCAGAGGAGAGGAGAGAAGAAGAAAAUGGCGGAGGAGGGACAUGUCAUCAGCUGCCACACCGUUGAGGCCUGGAACGAGCAACUCCAGAAGGGCAACAAUUGCAAUAAACUGAUGGUUAUUGACUUCACUGCUUCUUGGUGUGGUCCUUGUCGAAUCAUUGCUCCGUUCUUGGCAGAGUUGGCGAAGAAGCUACCUAAUGUUAUCUUCGUCAAGGUGGAUGUGGAUGAACUUAAGACAAUUGCUAAUGAUUGGGCCAUUGAAGCAAUGCCAACUUUCAUGUUUCUGAGGGAAGGGAAGAUUCUGGAUAAGGUUGUGGGAGUAAGGAAAGAUGAGUUGCAGAACACAAUUGCCAAGCAUAUGAAUACAACAUCAUCAGCAUCAACAACAUCAGCAUCAACAACAUAUUGUUUCUGAGGGAAGGGAAGAUUCUGCUGGAUAAGGUUGUGGGAGCAAAGAAAGAUGAGUUGCAGAACACAAUUGCCAAGCAUAUGAAUACAACGACAUCAGCAUCAACUUCCUAGUCCGAGUUUCCUAGCUUUAGUUUUAUAUGGUCUUUAACUUGCGAAUCGGCUGACUCAAAGUGAGUUAGAAUUUGCUUUAGUUACUGUGAUCUGAACCUUGUGAGCUUUUGUUUGAAACUGCAUAACUACGGAAUUCGAAUGCCAUUCUUGCAA